ACGCAGUUUUUUUUUCAUAGCAAAACGCCAAACGGAGCAGCAGAAGAUUUGGACAUUCAUUCAUUCAGUUUAAUUUGGAUAAAAAGCUAAUUUUAUAAAUUUCUAUUUUAUACAGACAAAAUGUCCUCUACCUCGGCCAUAACACAGGAUAAAUUGGACAAAUGGCGCCAGAAUUUCUACAGUGAGCCAAAAAAUGUAUUGGCGCAAAAUGUCUGUUCACGCUUUGAUCCGUUCGAUGUGUGUCUAUCGCGUAAAUGUUUGGAGACCACCAAUCAUGUGUUCACCCACAAAGUGGAAAUGGAGGGCAAACCGGUGACCAAUCAAAGAAGUUCGGGCAGAUGCUGGUUAUUUGCCGCCCUCAACUGCUUACGCUUGCCACUGAUGAAAGAAUACAAUUUGGAUGAAUUUGAAUUCUCUCAGGCAUAUCUCUUCUAUUGGGAUAAAAUUGAACGUUGCAAUUACUUCUUGAAUAACAUCGUAAAGACAUCCAAGCGUGGCGAAAAAGUCGAUGGUCGUCUAGUGUCAUUUUUAUUGAAUGAUCCUACAUCCGAUGGAGGUCAAUGGGAUAUGUUAGUUAAUUUGAUUACCAAACAUGGUCUUAUGCCAAAGAAAUGUUUUCCCGAGAGUUUCAGUUGUGAGUCGAGUAUGCGCAUGAAUGGAGUCUUGAAAAGCAAGCUACGUGAAUAUGCCAAAGUGCUGCGUGUCCUGAUGGAUACCAAUCCCUCCGAUGAGCAGGUUAAUGCUAAGAUCGAUGAAAUGAUGGAAGAAAUCUACAAAGUUGUUGGCAUUUGCUUGGGAAUACCGGCCAAAGAAUUUACCUGGGAGUAUUACGAUAAAACCAAAAACUAUAAUGCCGUGGGGCCCAUUACACCUCUAGAGUUCUACAAUACCAAGGUUAAACCGUUAUUCAAUGUGGAGGAUAAGAUGUGUUUAGUUACAGAUCCUCGUCCCUCCAGUGAAUACAAUCAGGCCUAUACCGUGGACUGUUUGGGCAAUGUGGUCGAUGGUCGACCCGUCUUGUAUAAUAAUCAGCCUGUUGAAAUUUUGCUAGAAAUGGUGGCGGCUAGCUUAAAAGCUGGCGAACCCGUUUGGUUUGGCUGUGAAGUUAGCAAACGUUUCGCCGGCAAACAAGGCAUUGAAGACUUGAAUGUACAUGAUUUCAAAUUGGUAUUCGAUGUUGAUAUCCAAAAUACAAUGACCAAAGCUGAUCGUCUGAUUUAUGGCGAAUCAGCCAUGACUCAUGCCAUGGUAUUCACAGCCAUUUCAUUGGAUGAAAACGGUCUGGCCAAGAAACUGCGUGUCGAAAACUCCUGGGGCGAGGAUCGAGGCGAGAAGGGUUAUUUGGUGAUGUCUGCGGAAUGGUUCAAGGAAUUCGGUUUCGAGGUUGUGGUCGAUAAGAAAUUUUUGCCUGCCUCCGUUCUAAGUGUAUUCGAUCAGGAUCCCAUAGUUUUGCCCGCCUGGGAUCCCAUGGGUACCUUGGCCCAAUAGAAUGAUGAAACCUAUUCUACAUUUUUAUAUACAUAUAUAAAUAAAUAUAUUUCAAUUAAAAAAAUUUAAAGAAAUCAACUUUAAGAGAAACAAAGCAAAAAAAAAAAAAAAAAAAAAAAAAAAAAACACACGAGAAAGUAAUAACCAAAACCGCUAAAUCAUGCUUUUCGUCUAUGAAACCAUGGUGUUUUCCCCAUAUCCAUACACACACACUUUUCUAAGCAUCACUACUGUAAAAGAUUUAAAGAAAAUAUUAAUGAUGUGUAUAUGCAGCACCAUCACCAUCCCCCCAAAUCCCCAUCAUGAAACAUAUAUAACCUUAUUAUACAUACAUUUUUAUAAAAAUACAUGAAAUCUAUAUAAGAUAGUA
Messenger RNA from Stomoxys calcitrans (stable fly), 1858 nucleotides. RefSeq names its product bleomycin hydrolase. Gene Ontology annotation, cellular component: cytoplasm. The coding region runs from base 121 to 1488 and encodes 455 amino acids. The record is from RefSeq and is a predicted model, not a curated record. Gene Ontology annotation, molecular function: cysteine-type aminopeptidase activity. Lineage: Eukaryota; Metazoa; Arthropoda; Insecta; Diptera; Muscidae. Gene Ontology annotation, biological process: response to toxic substance; L-homocysteine catabolic process; proteolysis. The transcript has 8 exons.